AUGUCUGAGAGUCAGCAUUCUACUCAGGCUCAGGGCUCCCAAUUGAACCCACUUCACCUCUUCCAAAAUGGCUUUUCUGCUAGUCAACAAAGACACACUUCUGCUUCCUCUUCCUCCAGCGACGCCGCCAUGAAGCACAGAAGAGAUAAUCUUAAUCGCCCCAAAGCAUCAUCAUCUUCUUCGCGCAAUACCCAUACUUCCACCAGCACUAGCGCCGAGAAUCGCGCUGCGCAGAGAUAUGUCAGAACUCUUCCAUCUUGGAUAGACUCUUUCGAAGAGGGCGACAAUGCCAGUCCCACAGAUAGACUUAUUUCCUCUCCAUCCCGAGCCCACUCCGCUCAACAUCACCAUACUCCAACAAAACCACAUCGCAGAGUAUCGCACGAUGGAUGGGUUGAUAUUGAUGAUAUGCACGCGGCCCCGAAGCAAGAGACCGGAUUCUUCGGAGGCCAUAAGGAGCCUGUGAAGGGCAGAAAAUGGGACCACAAGAGGGACAGUGAGCCCGUCUUCAUGACGGGAGGCGACAAUCCUUAUAUCCCUACACCCUCAUCGCCAUGGGGAAUGUACAUCAAAUCCUCCAUGUAUGGGCCUUCACAAUCAGAGGAUGCCAAAAGGGUUGACGAGGCGUUCCUGCAAUCCCUGACACCUGGAUAUGAGAAGCCCUGGCGAGGAGAUUUGGAGGGUGGGGAUCCGGAGAAACUUUCUGGUUUACUACAUAGUAAGAAACGACGGAUGACGCUUCUCAAGCGGGCGCAGAACAUUCUUCUCAUGCAUCCAUUCGUCCCAUUAAUCUUCCGGGGCACUGUUUUCACCACAUCCGCGAUUGCCCUUGGCCUCUCUGGCUCAGUUUACGCUCUUUCCAAAAAAUACUCAUAUCCUCAAACUGCCUCCACAACAAUGGCCGUAGUUGUAGAUGUGGUUGCCAUUCCAUAUAUCUUGUACAUCACGUGGGACGAAUAUACCGGUAAGCCAUUAGGUCUUCGAUCUCCCAAAGCAAAGAUACGGCUCGUACUACUGGAUGUAUGGUUUAUAAUAUUUGAAUCUGCCAAUUUGGCCUUAGCGUUCGAGUCUCUUACAGAUGAUUCUGGGAGUUGCCAGCCAGGAGGGAAAAAUGGGUAUAAUUCUAUCAUCUGUCGUCGGGUUACGGGGCUGUGCGCCUUUGUAUUUGUGGCGUUGAUUGCAUGGGGUAUGACCUUUUCAGUGAGCAUAUUUAGGCUUGUUGAGCGGGUAGGCGGAAGGGAAGAGGGGGAUUAG
Lachnellula hyalina is the source of this 1254-nucleotide messenger RNA. It is a transcript of the gene SRF1, whose product is annotated as Regulator of phospholipase D SRF1. Gene Ontology annotation, biological process: positive regulation of catalytic activity. Gene Ontology annotation, cellular component: cell periphery; fungal-type vacuole. NCBI's taxonomy places the organism in Eukaryota, Fungi, Ascomycota, Leotiomycetes, Helotiales, Lachnaceae. The transcript has 4 exons. The record is from RefSeq and is a predicted model, not a curated record. Bases 1 to 1254 code for a protein of 417 amino acids.